Molecule: messenger RNA, 2037 nt
Organism: Panthera uncia (snow leopard)
Lineage: Eukaryota; Metazoa; Chordata; Mammalia; Carnivora; Felidae
Gene: LNX1
Product: ligand of numb-protein X 1
Exons: 8
Coding region: 557-1981 (474 amino acids)
Biological process (GO): ubiquitin-dependent protein catabolic process
Cellular component (GO): cytoplasm
Molecular function (GO): protein binding; ubiquitin-protein transferase activity
Source: RefSeq, a predicted model, not a curated record
UUUAAGUCUUUUAGGGACAGCUACUUGGGACGGGGUGGGAGGAGGGGGCCGAGGAAACAACCAGGCUUUUAAGUUCCAGUCUGUCCACGGGGCUGGACACGUGCUGUGCUCAGGAAAGAAAGUAAAUUCCAACCGGCAAAUUGCUCUAACUGAUUCAUUUGUCCGAACCGAGACGCCACCUACCUGCUCACAGGUAUUCAGGUAAAUGACAGGUGGGCGGGACCUAUUGACUCUUUCAGUAGCUAAGGUCCCAGCAAUGUUUUAUCUGUGAGGCUCCCUGUGAUGUCACACAUUUCCUGCUCUCAACCAACCAAUGCCUUCCUCCUUCCUUUAGGCACCUGUACGCUGAGGUUGAGCCUGGUCACUGCUCAGGCAGCCCCACGAGCUGCUGGAUUCACCCACAAGGCAUGGAAACUUUGGGGCUGCUGCUGCUUUGAGAGCCCCAGACACACACUUGAAAAGGUCUGUGGAUGGCUCCUGGAAGAUCGUGAUUUUCUCCGGAGGAAAUACUGUUGCCCUGGGCUGGUUUCCUGCCAUACUGUCUCCCGAGUUGACCAUGAGCCAGCCAGACCCUGCCUGUCCCCCUGACCCCAGCUCUGCACCCCUGUGUGUGGUGUGUGGCCAAGCCCACUCCCCUGAGGAAAACCACUUCUACACCUACGCGGAAGAUGUGGACGAUGACCUCGUGUGCCACAUCUGCCUGCAGGCUUUGCUGGACCCUCUGGACACUCCCUGUGGACACACCUAUUGCACGCUCUGCCUCACCAGCUUCCUGGUGGAGAAGGACUUCUGCCCCGUGGAUCGUAAGCCUGUGGUGCUGCAGCAUUGCAAGAAGUCCAGCAUCCUGGUCAACAAGCUUCUCAACAAGCUGCUGGUGACCUGCCCGUUCCCGGAGUACUGCACCGAGGUCCUGCAGCGCUGUGAUCUCGAGCAGCACUUUCAGACAAGCCAGGGUACACACCGGUGGCAGACCGAUGGUGUGACCGCCCCUGCUGGUGGCGAGCAGCAGGUCCACUCCACUUAUCUGCCUCUCAUUUUGUCCACUUACAUAGUCACAUUUCUGGGCAUUCCUGUGCGGAUGGCCUCAGGGCAGCCCCGGGUCUUGCUCCGCAAUGAGGUGCUCAGAACAUUUCAGCUUACCCAGGCCAGUGAAAGGCGCGUUCACCUCGUCGUGUCCCGCCAGGUUCGUCUGCAGAGUCCUGACAUCUUUCAGGAAGCCGGCUGGGACAGCAACGGGAGCCAGUCCCCGGGGCCGGGGGACAGGAGCAAUACUCCCAAGCCCCUCCAUCCUGUGGUCACUUGCCACGAGAAGGUGGUAAGUGUCCGAAAAGACCCCAGCGAAUCUCUCGGCAUGACCGUUGCAGGGGGAGCAUCACAUAGGGAAUGGGAUUUGCCUAUCUAUGUCAUCAGUGUGGAGCCCGGAGGAGUCAUAAGCAGAGAUGGAAGAAUAAAAACAGGUGACAUUUUGCUAAACGUGAACGGGAUUGAACUAACAGAGGUCAGCCGGAGUGAGGCAGUUGCAUUAUUGAAAAGCACAUCCUCCUUGGUGGUCCUGAAAGCUUUGGAAGUCAAAGAACGUGAACCCGAGGAAGCGAGCAGCAGCCCAGCAGCCCUGGACUCCAACCACAACGUAGCCCCGGCCAGAGACUGGUCCCCGUCUUGGAUCAUGUGGCUGGAAUUACCACGGUACCUGUAUAACUGUAAAGAUGUCAUAUUACGAAGAAACACAGCCGGGAGUCUGGGCUUCUGCAUUGUAGGAGGUUACGAAGAAUACAACGGGGACAAACCUUUUUUUAUUAAGUCCAUUGUUGAAGGAACACCAGCAUACAAUGAUGGAAGAAUUAGAUGCGGUGACAUUCUUCUGGCUGUCAACGGUAGAAGUACAUCAGGAAUGAUUCAUGCUUGCUUGGCAAGGAUGCUGAAGGAACUUAAAGGAAAAAUUACUCUUACUCUGGUUUCUUGGCCUGGCACUUUUUUAUAGAACCAAUGAUGGGUCGUAGGAAAACAGAAAGCCACAAAUAAGCUAAGUUGAAACAA